AUGAAUGGCGAGACCAAUGGCACGAACGGAACAAAUGGUGUUCACAAGCCAAAGUACAUCGAAGGCGCUCUGGUGCCAGCCGUACACAGAUACGGCGACAACCCAGUAACCAUACGACUAUCAGACGAAGAACUCAACAGCGACAAGACGAACUGGGAUACGAUCCAAGAAGUGCUCAAAUACUACCAUCGAGAUGGCCUCGUGGUGCUCGAGAACGCAAUCCCAGAACACAUGAUCGAUAUCCUCUACAACAAGAUAGUAGAAGACAACGACCGCUAUCUCAACCAACCCCAUAUGACCUGGAAUCAAGGCGCGGGCCCCAAGAACGUCUCUCAAGUCCCGCCCCUCAAGCCAGAGUACCUCUACCGCGAAGUCUACGCCAACAGCCAUAUGAUUCGCAUCCUCGAGAACCUCCUAGGCCCACGCCCGGAAUUCCGCUUCCUCAAUUCCAACGUUGCAUGUCCAGGAGGGUCCGGCCGUCAGGCCGUGCACAGCGAUGUUCACCAUGAUUUCCCGACCCAGCCGUUCGGCGUGGUAAUGAACACCUACCUCCAGGACUCCAGCGCCGCGAAUGGCGUGACGGAAAUCUGGUGCGGCACUCACAACGCUUACCCCAAGACCACAGAUAGUGUUCAUGACCAACAGCUCCAUGCCGAGACUGGGUGGAUUAAGAAGGAGUACAUCCAGAAGCAGGCCAAGAUCAAACCACCCGUCCAACCAGAGAUCAAAAAGGGAAGUAUAGUCUUCCGCGACCUCCGCCUCUGGCACGCAGGUAUGCCCAAUACCUCCUCCCACCAUCGCAUUAUGCUCGCCAUCGACUACUUCGCCGAAUGGUACCAAUGUCCCAUGGCUCUCAAACUCCCCUCCUCUAUCCGCAAGGACGUGGAGGAGAAGUGGGAGAUUAGUACGAAAGGGAUCGAGUGGGUGGAAGGCGAGAUGGACUGUCUGGAGCAGCCUUUCUUCCUCAAUAUGACGCAGGAUCCGAGUAAGUAUAUUGUGCAGACGGAGAAGGGGUUUGAGGAUUGGCGGGCACGAGAAACGGGGCGGUGGGAUUUCGAUAAGGGAAAGGUUGGCGAGAAGAAUUAUUGGACGGCUGAGGAGUAG
Molecule: messenger RNA, 1104 nt
Organism: Recurvomyces mirabilis
Lineage: Eukaryota; Fungi; Ascomycota; Dothideomycetes; Mycosphaerellales; Teratosphaeriaceae
Exons: 1
Coding region: 1-1104 (367 amino acids)
Source: RefSeq, a predicted model, not a curated record